AUGACACGUCCUCCAGUGAUGCGAGGGGCAUUUUCAGUAGGCCUUUCUGUAGCAGUAUUGAAAGGUGUCAAAAAGACAGUUCGUAAGCAUUUGGAAAGGCGAGGGUGGCUAGAACCUCAUAAAGUAGACUACGAGUUAGUCUUUACGAUAGACAGGUUGAAAAACCUGGUAGACGAGAAGCAUGAUUCUGUCUUAGCAGUCGGGCAGCACGAUGCCGGUGAAUUAAGCUGGCGGAAAGUGUUCAAUUUCAUCUCAAGACAGUCGAGCGAACUGGAUACUCGAAUAUACAUCUUUAUAUUGCUGCUAUGCCUUGUAGUUCCUGUUGUCUGGACUGUACUGGACGGCGAUCAUGAUAACUCGCUGGACGACAACGACGACUAUGAGGACGCAAGAAGGCUGAAACACUAUGGUGACGGUGAAAGAGCAGUGCUACAAUUCGGUAAAAAUAGGUCUGAACCCAUCAUACUGAGCUAUAAAGAUAUGGACGUUCCAGAAGGGGAACGUGAGUUUACCGCCAAGAGAGACCAUAACAGUAGAAGCUUGACAAGCAAGAGCGAGAACGCAUUGGACGGACUGAACAACGAAGACACGCUUAGUGACCAACCUGAGGAGCAGGUGGAAGUUGACAUAGGAUGCGAUGAGAACGAAUUAGGGGAAGAAACAAAUACUAACGAUAUUGACGACCAGGAAAAGGACUGCUGUUCCAGUCCAGAAGUAGAACCGCACGACGAAUUCAACGAAGACAACCCAACGGAGCCAGAGUUCCUCACGCGGGACACCAAAACGACAUCUUCCCUUAAGUCAAGCACAUCGUUUCCGUUAUCAUUCAAGGGCUCAAUAGACCUCAGAUCCAUCAACCAACCCUCCUCUCUAUUACACAUCCAGGUGUCCCCCACAAAAUCCACCAAUUUGGAUGCCCAAGUAAACACUGAACAGGCAUAUUCUCAACCGUUUAGGUACUAG
Molecule: messenger RNA, 963 nt
Organism: Saccharomyces eubayanus
Lineage: Eukaryota; Fungi; Ascomycota; Saccharomycetes; Saccharomycetales; Saccharomycetaceae
Gene: NVJ1
Product: Nvj1p
Exons: 1
Coding region: 1-963 (320 amino acids)
Source: RefSeq, a predicted model, not a curated record